AACUAGAAGAUCAUGGUUAUCAAAGCUGCAACUUUUGCAUCAGAGCCCUAUAAAAAGCAAGAACCCUGCGACCGCCUAUCAGUGAAACCUAAGAAAAAUCGCCGCCGCUUGCAGGCAAACUAUCAACCUUUUAAAGAUGACUCGUGUGUGGACGUGAAGCAAGAGGAGCGCUGAAGAGGAUGUUCUACCACAACUUCUGGGACGCUUUAUAUUGCGCAGCUUUGCAACCGUUAUGUUCGAAGCGGGUUUUUAUUUUUCUUAGAGAGCGAAGUUUGAGAUUUAGAAUGAAGCAGAAAGAUCUCUCAUGUCACAGAACAAACACAUCCACGAGCGUCUGUCUGCACCUGAUGACAGAGCUGACAGAAAUCAUGAAGCGAAGAAAAUUUUGCUUUAUUUUCAAAAUAUGAAAACACAAGUCUUCUGGGAUGGAGCGCAGCGGUCAUUUCAAGCCGACACCUGCCCAGUUCGAGAUUUUGAACAGCUCGACCGGCACCAAUGUGACUUUAACACCUAAAACGCACGAAAAACAAGAAAGUUUCGCUUUCCAAGUCACCUUGGCGUCAGUUCUCGGUCUCAUCACCCUUGCAACGAUAUUAAGCAACGCAUUCGUCAUCGCCACCAUUUCCCAAUCCAGAAAGCUCCAGACACCGGCGAACUUCUUGAUCGCGUCCCUGGCCGUCACCGACCUCCUGGUGUCGGUGCUCGUGAUGCCCAUUUGCGUGCUGUACACGGUCACUCGCGAGUGGACGCUCGGGCAGGUUAUGUGUGACAUCUGGCUGUCCUCAGAUAUAACCUGUUGCACCGCGUCCAUACUUCACCUCUGCAUAAUCGCCUUGGAUCGAUACUGGGCUAUAACGGACGCGGUCGAGUACGCCAAGAAACGCACCCAAGCGCGCGCCGCGGGUAUGGUGGCGACCGCCUGGAUCAUCGCCAUCUCCAUCUCCCUUCCGCCUUUCUUCUGGCGACAGGUGAAGGCAGGGGAGCUGACCAACUGCUCGGUCAACACGGACCACAUCUUCUACACCAUCUACUCCACUUUCGGAGCUUUCUACAUCCCUACGCUGUUGCUCAUCGCUCUGUACGGGCGGAUUUACGUGGAGGCGAGGAAGCGCAUUUUGAAGCAGUCUCCCAAAAAAGCGGGGAAAAGACUCACUUCGGCACAUCUGAGUACUAAUUCGCCCGCUUCGGUGGCUUCGACCUCUCCUUUGCAUAGUGGAAGGCAUGACCUUUGCUCGGACACCGCGUCUCUGGGCAGUGACAAUCAAAUUAGAGUAACUGUGUCCGAUUCACUUCUGGAGAAAAAGAGAAUAUCGGCUGCGCGCGAGAGGAAAGCCACCAAAACCCUGGGCGUUAUUUUAGGAGCCUAUAUUGUGUGCUGGUUGCCGUUUUUCAUUUACACACUGCUGGUUCCCCUCUGUGAAUCGUGCUUUUCCGCAGAACUCUUUGAAUUUUUCACUUGGCUUGGCUACGUCAACUCUCUGAUCAAUCCAAUAAUAUACACCAUGUCGAAUGACGACUUUAAGAAAGCUUUUCACAAACUCAUAAGGUUUAGAUGUUGCAGACGAUAGUAAAAUAAAUAAGUAUAAGGGAAAAUGCUCAGUCAGUCGGUCAUUAACGCAGGUGAUGUGUUGAAGGCUCGAUUCUGAUAGGUUGCUGCACGUUUUAAGGUGUUGAUUGUUCCUCAGUACCUUGCAGGGCUAUGGAGCAGUUCCAUGCCUUCAGUCAAAUAUUUCUUCGGCACAUUAUUAGCCCCUUUUUUAAGAGCUAUAGAAUAGGCCUCUUGAAAGAAGCAGACAACAAAUACCCGAUCAAGCAUUUAAAUGGAUAAAAAUGACAAAUUAUUUCGAUCUUCCUUAAACUAAUUCAUCUAAUAGCUUUGCUAUUUGUAAUUAUGUUGCUGCCUACUGACACCCCCGAGAGCGCAGCGGACGCGAGUAAUCACAUUCGCGCUCCCUCCCUCUCGCUGUCACGCGCACAACCUUGGUUACGCCAAUAACUGCUUAGAAACUGCCCAAGCCAGGUUCUGGUUCUACAAGUUCAUACCCUUUUGAAUUAAGAAAAAUGGCUUGGGCUGUUUCUAAACAAGAAAACAUUUUAAAAAAUGGUGUUUUAAGGAUGAAAACUUGAAUAAAUAUAUUGAGGUAAAAACCGUAAUGUAACACGGUAGCCAUGGUAUAAGCGAAAUAAUGGACUCCAGACCAUUGAAUUAUUGGAAAUUCACGUCGUGAUAUUAUGCCACCUUAAUCCUGAGUCCUAAUCAUGACCGUCUGACUGCACAUUACAUGACUUAAUCAAAUGAAUAAAUAAAUGGACAUUAAAUAAUUAUUGAGUUGAUAUUUUAUUUGUUUACCUUGUAAAGAUGGCAGAGAGCCAAAACACAAGCACAGUUAUAUAGAAAACAUGCAUACCCAUAAUAAACUGUUAAGUGGGCCUCAUUUAAUGUAGUAGACGUAGGCUAUACUCCUUCAACACUCAGCAGAAUGUACAAUGACUUUGGAUUUCAUAAUAGUGUUUCGACAGCUUGUGGUCAACCUGUCGCUAAUUAAUAAUGCAAAACUGUGUAAAAAGCUUCAUUGUCUUAAUUCUUUAUUAAAUGUGCAAUUCAAUUGCUCUUAUGUGGUCACUGCCUAUUGCUGCUGACUGGUCCUAAACUUAAUAAAUAAGCUGGGUAAUCCA
Megalobrama amblycephala (Wuchang bream) is the source of this 2676-nucleotide messenger RNA. RefSeq names its product 5-hydroxytryptamine (serotonin) receptor 1B (gene htr1b). Gene Ontology annotation, biological process: regulation of behavior; adenylate cyclase-activating adrenergic receptor signaling pathway; bone remodeling. The record is from RefSeq and is a predicted model, not a curated record. NCBI's taxonomy places the organism in Eukaryota, Metazoa, Chordata, Actinopteri, Cypriniformes, Xenocyprididae. Bases 426 to 1568 code for a protein of 380 amino acids. Gene Ontology annotation, cellular component: plasma membrane. Gene Ontology annotation, molecular function: G protein-coupled serotonin receptor activity. The transcript has a single exon.